AUGGCAGCCCUGAGUUCCAAGGCCAGCUCCAACCUGCUGUGGCAGCUGGAGAAGCUCAGAGAUAACGAAUUUCAGACUGUUAAGGAUGAUCUUAACAAAGAACUUUUGGACGCUGGACUGCCGGAGAUCCCAUGGUUUCAGCUAAACAAAGCCAGCCCAGAAGAUCUGGAUGCGAUAUUGACAACCAACUACGACCCACAGGUCACCUGGAAGAUCAUGUUCUCCAUGUUUCAGAAGAUCAGUCGUCAGGAUCUUUGCAAGAGGAUGGAAGACAGGCGGACACGUAACACAGAGAAGCACAAAAAGAUCACAUACAGAAAAUGCAUAAUCCAAUGGAAAGACAGGUUUUAUUUAAUGAUCCACCAUGCAUUUUUUGGUGAAAUUAAUCCAUCCUUGUACUGCUUUUUUGAAAGAAUCUUUGACGGUGAUGGCAAUUCAAAUGUAUUCAUGAUAGGCGAUCAGGCGGCUGGGAAAACGCUGCUUCUCAAAAGGAUGAUGUUAAUGUGGAGCGAGGGACACAUGUGGAAGCAAGUGUUCUCAUAUCUCGUUUUCCUCAGUUCUCGCGAUAUAAACCAGACGGCCGACACUAGCUUGGUCGAGCUGCUCUCCGAGGUCUGGCCUGAUGGCCAGGCACCUGUGGUCGAUAUCCUGUCCGACCCCAAGAAGCUCUUAUUUGUCCUUGAGGAUUUGGACAAUGUCAAGCCUCCCUUCAGCGUGGCUACAUCGGCUCUGUGUAGCGACAUCAGGAAAAAGGUGCCCGUCUCGGUGCUUGUGCUCAGCUUGCUGAAGAGGAAGAUGGCAUCGGGAUCUUCAUUCCUCAUCUCGAGCAGAAGUUGGCCUGAUGCUAACCUGGGCACAGUGGGGGUAUGUGCGUACCAUAUAACUGUGAAUAUUGCUGAUGACCAAAGGCAGAAGUAUUUUGAGUUAUUCUACAAAAAUGAGGCGAGGGCUACGGCAGCCUUCACAUUUGUCCAGGAGAAUGAACUGCUUGUGGAUUUGUGCAAGGUUCCCAUCUUGUGCUGGAUCACUUGCACAACUCUGAAUCAGCACCUGGACGGGAACAAUGAUAUCAAAUUUGCGUUCCAGACAUCGACUGACAUAUAUGCCCAUUUUCUCAGCAAUGAACUGACCUCUGGCACUGGUGAGGCUGCUGCUGAGCGUCGCCGCUGCCUCUUGGAGCGGGUGUGUUUGCUGGCGUUAGAAGGACUGCUUUACAACACAUUUGACUUUAGCAAUGAAGACCUCCAAAGUGUUGGGUUUACCAAAGCUGAUCUUCAUGUGUUGAGGGCCAGGAAGAUCAUCACGCAGAGCAAUAAGCGGGCAGGCUGCUGCAUGUUCAUCCACCAGCAGGUCCAGGAGUUUUGCGCAGCCGUAGCCUACACCAUGCCAUUGACGAUCGUUCCGCUUCCCUCGGUUGGCAGAGAGUUGGACAAUCGGACAGAAUACAAUGAUUUUAGUCCAGUAAUGUGUUACAUUUUUGGUCUUCUUAAUGAGAAGACGAGAGACAUUCUUGAGACAACUUUUGGGUGGCAAAUAUGUCCAGAAAAUCACCGGAGGUACUUCGUAAAGAAAAUAAAAUUCUUGGGUAGUAACCCAACAGCAAUGGAAUACCAUCUCCCUUUGUUUCAUUGUCUCUUCGAAAACCAGGAGGAAGACUUUGUGAAACACGUCAUGAAGCCUUUUGUAGAAGCCACCGUGCUGGUUGAAAAAAACAAAGAUCUGGUGGCAUCAGCAUAUUGUCUCAAACACUGCUGUGCACUAAAGACGCUUAGGUUUUGUAUUCGAUACCUCUUUCCAGAGCAAUUCACGUUGAUGUCAAAGGCUCGUCAAAUAAGGAGCCUUCUCUAUUGGAAAGACUUUUGCUCUCUGCUCCACACCAAAGUCCUCCGGGAGCUGGAAAUUUCUAACAGCUGUCUUGAUGAUAUUUUUGAAAGGAUUCUUACUAAAGCACUGAUGCAUCCCAACUGUCAACUUCAAACACUCAGGCUGGCGCAUCUCACUACCGAUGUCUUCUGUGAAGGCUUGCUCAAGGCUACCCCUCAUAACAAGAAUCUAAAACACUUGAUCCUGACUUGUAUGCUUAUUUCCCCAAAGAUGGUUUCACUUCUGCAAGAGGUCCUGGCCCAUCCAACGAGCAAAAUACAGCACCUGAGCUUGAUAAAAUGCGAUGUGAACUUGAGUGAGUGGAGAGGGAUCUCCUCUCUCCUCAGCAGCGCCAGGAACCUGAAAAAACUGACAUUAUCCAACAACCAACUGAGCACCCAGGUGGUGGAUAUCCUCUGUGAAGCUUUGCUCCAAUCGGGCUGUGCUCUGGAAUCACUGGUGUUAUUCUACUGUGGUCUCACUAAAGCCUACUGUAGCUCCAUUGGGACAGUUCUUUUGCUCAACAGAACCUUAAAACAUCUGAACUUGAGUGUGAAUUACCUACAAGACCGUGGUGUGCUGGUCUUAUUUAUUUCCCUGUUGGCACACACCAGUCAGCUACAGGAGCUGGAGCUGUGUGGCUGUUUUUUCACCAGUUAUGUCUGUCAAGAACUCUCCAAGGUCAUUACUAGUGCCAACCUGAGGAGCCUGGAACUUGGAAGCAACGAUAUAGGGGAUGCAGGACUGUUGCUGUUGGGUGAGGCCUUGACACACCCAAAUUGCAAGUUACAGAAUCUCGGGCUGGAGGAGUGUAAGCUGACUGGAACCAGCUGCCCAGUUCUUGCCUCUGUUCUCGUACGCAACAGAACACUAAUGAAGCUCAAUCUGAUCGGAAAUGAACUGGGUGAGGAGGGAACUGUGCGGCUCCUGGAGGCCUUGGGACACCCCGAUUGUUUACUUCAGACAAUUGGGCUUCAAACAAAUACAUUUAGUAAGAAGACCCAGGAGUUGCUAAGAACCGUGAAAAAUAAAAACACUCACCUGGUCUUCGUGGGCAAGUCUUGGGCUAAAAAUAAGGAAAGCAGUAAAGUCCCUGAGAAGAUUGGUCAAAGAUAUCCGUGCCCAAAUGAGAAAUAUGAACGUAAUGUCAAAUGGCAGCUCGUCUCUUCCCAGAUGCCUAAAAUGUACAGGACCAAGAAAAAAUCCACUACAACUUCUUGAACAUCGCUUUGGUCAGACACUACUAAAAAUGUGUUUCAAUACAAAUGAUUACCGCUGCUAGGUGACGGGGGAACUAAAGUUAUGGCUUAUUUUUCUCUCUCCCUCUUUGUUUUUAAUCUCUGCAUUUGUUGGUGACGUUGGUGAACUCAACCAGUUUCUUUGUAAAAAUUUGCACACUCUUGUCUGGACAGGGUCAGGCAUGCAAAUUGAAGGGCCCCCUUCAAAGCUGUAAACUAGCCAGGCCAAACAGCAAGAUGGAGCAACCAGGCUCAGGGAGUGAAACCUCGAGUUCUGGUACACAGAGCACUGCAAGAAGCUGACAAACUGUUCUUGGGACGGCUUGCAACACCUGCUGCCUCGGAUGGUUCUCCACCCUCAGGCACCUUCUUUUAAAACCCUACACCCUGACCACUGGGCUCAACUUCCCCGACCUGCCUCACUAGGUCGGGGGACCUUGCCCGGGAGCUCUUUUGCUACAAUAAAGCUGUCCUUGAAUUUA
This is a messenger RNA of Echinops telfairi (small Madagascar hedgehog), 3583 nucleotides long. RefSeq names its product NLR family pyrin domain containing 11 (gene NLRP11). The transcript is spliced from 9 exons. Gene Ontology annotation, molecular function: protein binding. Lineage: Eukaryota; Metazoa; Chordata; Mammalia; Afrosoricida; Tenrecidae. Bases 1 to 3084 code for a protein of 1027 amino acids. Gene Ontology annotation, biological process: regulation of inflammatory response. The record is from RefSeq and is a predicted model, not a curated record. Gene Ontology annotation, cellular component: cytoplasm.